Molecule: messenger RNA, 2202 nt
Organism: Leptopilina boulardi
Lineage: Eukaryota; Metazoa; Arthropoda; Insecta; Hymenoptera; Figitidae
Product: endoribonuclease CG2145-like
Exons: 6
Coding region: 157-1968 (603 amino acids)
Molecular function (GO): RNA endonuclease activity
Source: RefSeq, a predicted model, not a curated record
UAGUCGAUUCAGUCAUCCUUAAGACGUUCUCGUGACGACUAUAUAUUGACUUAUAUUUCAUUUUUCUUUUGGUUUCUUUCAAAACAAUUCCUUCGAAAAAAAACUUGAAAAAUUUCAAGUUUUUAAACAAAAAAAAAUUAUUUUUUUUGGCGAGAGAUGAAGUCUCUCUAUUUUUUUGUUUUUUUGGUUGCCGCCUCAUUUAUUGUCGAUGUCGAUGCCGGAUGGAAAUUUUGGAAAAAGGACAAAGAUAAGGAUAAAGAUUCAACAACCGAAACUCCCCUAAUAACAAGUUCCGCGUCACCAGUGACUCCAAUAUCAACGUCCAAGGUCUCAUCAACUCCAGUAGCAAAUCUAGGAGCGACAACAAAAGUUCCUGUAAAUAUAAAUGCUGGUUUAGCUGGAGCCGCUAAUCCAGGAUUGUCAAUUGGUGCCGGAAACACUGCAGGUAACAUUCGCGACAAUGCCAGACCCCAAAAACCAAAUCCUGGAACUGAAGUUGGUCUGGAUAUUCCAAGACAGAAGCCCGCAAAUUCUGGAUACAGAGAUUGGGCAAUUGAUUUGACUGGUGCCGGAGAAGGACGACAACCACCUCGAGUUCCAAGUACGGGACCCGCAAUUUCAUCAGGACAGCUUCCACCUGGAGUUCAAAUACCAAGACCUGGUGUGCCAACUUCGAAACCUGAAAUUACAACCUCAAGACCUACAACUCCGGUUGCUGUUCAAACUCCAAGACCAAUUAAUUCGGUGCAAACUCCAAGACCUGAUCCACAAAGACUUCCUCCAGGUCCUGGAUCAUUGGGUUAUCCUACCCAGACAUCAAGACCGGGAAUUCCAGCUUCAACAGGCGGAUCCAAAGACUUUCCAAGUCUUCCACUAGCUACUGGUGGACAAGGAAAUGCCGGUGGAUUGUCAAGUGGAAACCAAUCACCAACAGGUGGUAAAACAUUUGCUCAAGUCGCUUCUUCAGGAAGUACCACGACUUCUAGACCGAAUUUUGGAGUUCCAGUUUAUGGAGGAGCAAAACCAGGAAACAUUCCACCAACUUCUCAACCAGGUAGAACUGGAAUUGCAACCGGAGGAGCAGCAGCAGCUGGUGUUGCCGCUGCUGGUGCUGCUGCAGCAGCAUCAAAAUUCUCAAGUAAUCCAACAUUCAGUAAGGGAAAUAUUGUUACCGAUGAUGAUUUAGAAAAAUUAACGGAAGCACUUUUCAUCAAGGACGCUAACAAUGCCAUGAAGUACAUUACCCUGAAUCUACAGAAGCAAACCACUGGAAACAGUCCUGUCGAUGAAGCACCUCAACCACUCUUGAGUGUAAAACCAGAAGCCCUGCAAAUACCAACAAUUCAGAAAGUUCUCACAAUUUAUGAUAAUUAUCAAUUGGACACAAGGACCCAUGAAUAUAUAAAUCCCGCACAACGUCGAGAGGAAAGUCUCUUGAUAGACACAUUUUUAAGUACAAAUGUCAUGUCAUUUGCCAUGCGAUUUUUGUCAGAUAAAGGUUUCAUUGAAAAGGAUUACUAUAAAUAUAAGGAUAAAUUAAGAACAAUGUGGUUCAAUCUCUAUUCACGAGGCAAUGGAAAAACUGGUAGCACUGGUUUUGAGCAUGUUUUUAUGACUGAAUUAAAACUUGGAACAGAAGUUUCUGGUCUUCACAAUUGGAUUUACUUUAAUGCUGAGGAAUUAAAGAAGAGGGCCGAUUAUCUUGGAUACAUGAAAAAAGUCGAUCUUGGAGAUAAGGCGGCAAUUUUGAAAGUACACUCAAAAUUCAACGGAUUUGAUAAACCAGUAACGACAAUGUUUAUUGGUACAUCACCUGAAUUGGAAAUGUCUCUCUAUACCGUUUGUUUCAUUGUACGACCAGAUCAACCGUGUCCUGUUUCCCUUGGUGGUACAAAAUUCAACAUUGUCACACACAAUUUCCGUUAUAGCGGAAAAGAUCACGUGGGAUCAGCAUAUCCUGAUAUUUAAAAGUUCUGUCAUUUUUUUUUUUUUUACUGCUUUGAAAAUUUUUCUAUUUGUUAGAAAAAGGGAUUUUUUUCGGAAAAUUAUAAAUUAAAUUAAUUUCACAAAUAAUUUUAUUUAUUUAUUCGAAAGUUGUUUUUUUUUUAGAGCUAUUUAUUGCUUUUUCAAGAUCAUGGAAUCAUUACUUUGUACAUUUCUAAAUGCUGUGAGAAAUAAAUAAAAAUGAACUGUUGGAAUAAA